Messenger RNA from Daktulosphaira vitifoliae (grape phylloxera), 942 nucleotides. RefSeq names its product transmembrane emp24 domain-containing protein bai-like. The transcript is spliced from 2 exons. Gene Ontology annotation, biological process: Golgi organization; endoplasmic reticulum to Golgi vesicle-mediated transport; intracellular protein transport. Gene Ontology annotation, cellular component: endoplasmic reticulum; Golgi apparatus; endoplasmic reticulum-Golgi intermediate compartment. NCBI's taxonomy places the organism in Eukaryota, Metazoa, Arthropoda, Insecta, Hemiptera, Phylloxeridae. The coding region runs from base 299 to 919 and encodes 206 amino acids. The record is from RefSeq and is a predicted model, not a curated record.
AAUGCUAUGUUCGAAAAAAAAAACUAUAUUCGUAAAUUGCAUACUUCAUAUUAUUAUGAAUUAAAUUGUUUAAGUUUGUCCUUUUAAUCGUGUACUCAACCAUAAAAGUGUUACGACCAUAUGUUAUUAUUUUUGAUAAUUAAUGGUUUUAAAAACCAAAUUUAUGCAAUAAGUUUUUCUCUUGAGUGCCAAAGUAUUAAAAACUAUUAGUCACAAACAUAAUUUAAGAUCAAAUAUAUUAAAUUACUAAACCAAAUAGAAAGUUUUCAAUAUACAAUUAAGAAGAUAUCAGUUCAAAAUGAAUAAAUUUAUGAGUAUGCAAAUUAUCCUUUUAUUUAUUGUAACUUGUGUAAGUUCUAUUCGCUGGUAUAUGCAACCUAACACACAAAAAUGUUUGCGUGAAGAACUUAAGCAAAAUGUAUUAGUAAAAGGUGAUUAUGAAACUCAGUCCAUUGAAGGACAAUACAUGGAUUAUAUUGUUCGAGAUUCUAAAGGCCAUAUAUUAGCCAAUAAGCAAGACAUAACUAAGGGAAAAUUCACAUUUAGUACUGAAAAUUAUGAUAUGUUUGAAAUUUGUUUUACAUCACGUGUACCAGGUUAUCAAAGAGGAGUAUUGCAUGAAGUAUCAUUAGAUAUUAAAACUGGAAUAGAAGCUAAACAAUAUGAAGGACUUGGUGAAGUUGCAAAACUUAAGCCUUUGGAAUUAGACUUAAAGAUAUUAGAAGAUUUGUCAUCAUCAAUUGUGAAUGAUUUUUCCGAUAUGAAGCAUCGCGUUGAAGAAAUGAGAAAUACAAAUGAAUCUACCAGUAAAAGAGUUCAUUGGUUUAGUAUGUUUAGUAUUUUCUGUUUAAUUGGACUUAGUGUCUGGCAAAUAUUGUAUUUAAGAAGAUAUUUUAAGGCAAAGAAACUUAUUGAAUAAAAAUGAUCAUUAAUGACUUGAUA